Messenger RNA from Macroventuria anomochaeta, 2179 nucleotides. Its product is annotated as phenylalanyl-tRNA synthetase mitochondrial precursor. Gene Ontology annotation, molecular function: ATP binding; phenylalanine-tRNA ligase activity; tRNA binding. Bases 337 to 1680 code for a protein of 447 amino acids. Gene Ontology annotation, biological process: phenylalanyl-tRNA aminoacylation. The record is from RefSeq and is a predicted model, not a curated record. Gene Ontology annotation, cellular component: mitochondrion; cytoplasm. The transcript has a single exon. Lineage: Eukaryota; Fungi; Ascomycota; Dothideomycetes; Pleosporales; Didymellaceae.
UCCAAAUGCGGCCCUGCGGAUACGGACGUCACCAUUGAGUCCUCGGCCAUGGCUGCAGUCGAUAAGAUGCAAUUCUUCUGGUGAGUGAGCUGUCAUGUGAUACUCUUUCGGCACCAAACAUCCGACGUGUUCACGUCCAUGUUGUUACCCUUUCUCGGUCAUUUUCUGUCUCCGGUCUUCUUCUGUGCCUUUGCAAUUCACGCUACACAUCUCCAUUUCAAGUCCUUUGUUCAUAUGUUGCUGUCAAGACAAUGCUUCAUGACAAACUUCUAAAAGCGGCCAGCAUCACCAAGAGAAGUCGUUGUCGAGGGAAGGACCUACAAGACUGACGAAUGGAUGAACACACCGUCCUCAAUACUUGACGCCAUACCCCGAAGGCUGCACCUCCAGCCAGACCACCCACUCACCAUCACCCGCAAACUCAUCGAGUCCCGCUUCCCUGGCUACAAAGCGCACAACGACCUCUUCCCCAUCGUUUCCACAGUUCAGAACUUCGACUCUCUAGGCUUCCCUACCGACCAUGUUGGCCGAAACCGAACGGACACCUAUUAUCUGAACAAAGAGACAGUAUUACGCACCCACACCUCCGCCCACCAAGCCGACACCUUCCGCGCAAACGAAUCAGAAGGCUACCUUAUCAGCGCGGACGUCUACCGUCGCGAUGCAAUCGACCGUUCCCACUACCCCGCGUUCCAUCAAAUGGAAGGAGCACGCACAUGGGACCGCGCUCAAGCCGCAAAGGAAGGAAAAUCCCUCGCAGAGAUCAUCUGGGCCGACGUCGAGAAGAUCCCAAAACACAAUGUCGUAGUCGAAGACCCGAACCCAACUAUCCACGCUGAGCGCAACCCUCUCCAAGCAACCCACUCAGCAGAAGAGGUUGAGGCUAUCGCCGCACAUCUGAAGCGCAGUCUAGAAGACAUGGUAAUCACCAUCUUCAACGCCGCGAAAUCCGCCACAGGCACUCCAGACACAUCCUCCGAACCCCUGAAAAUCCGCUGGGUAGAAGCAUACUUCCCCUUCACCUCUCCGUCCUGGGAACUCGAGGUCUGGUGGCAGGGCGAAUGGCUCGAAGUCCUGGGGUCGGGCAUUGUGUCCCAGCCGAUCCUCAACAACGCAUCCGUCCCUGACCGAGUGGGUUGGGCGUUCGGCCUUGGACUGGAGCGCAUCGCCAUGCUGCUUUAUUCUAUCCCCGACAUUCGGCUUUUCUGGUCCAAUGACUCGAGGUUCCUGAGCCAGUUCAGUGAGGCGGGGCCAAUCAAGACGUUCGUCCCGUUCAGCAAGUACCCCGCGUGUUUCAAGGACGUGAGUUUCUGGCUGCAGGCUAAGAAGAGCGCGGCGGGUGGUGCGGGCGCGGGGGCGUCGAGCAGUAAUCAACCACCGGCAACAACAUCCUCAGAUUCUGCAACUAGCACCAUCGUGCCGCCGGCGGCGCCGGCACCCACCACCCCCUUCUUCCACGAAAACGACGUGAUGGAGAUUGCGCGAGAAGUCUGCGGCGAUCUUGUCGAAGACGUCCGUCUCGUAGAUGAGUUCGAGCACCCUAAGACUGGACGCAAGAGCAUGUGCUACCGCAUCAACUACCGCAGCUUGGAGCGCACACUCACCAACGAAGAGACGAACGAGCUGCAUGAAAGACUCAGGGAACUGCUGGUCGAGAGGCUGGGCGUCGAGCUGCGAUAGUCUCGCUCGAUCUCGUACGUGUUUGCUAUAUCAGGAAACUGAUGUAGCGCAAGAUCACGUGUGAAACACACUGCGGUUGAUGUUCUAGGCUGAGGUAGUGGCUUGACUGAAGGUGGUCACGCGAGCAAGUGAUUCUGGAUCUGGAGCUGAAGUGUAAAGGGCCUGGGUGUACUAAGAGUUGGUGACAUCUCGGUCGUAAAGCAUCUAAGACCGCCUCACGUUUCCCACACUCCAUCCGGUAGCCCAGACAUGUACACAUAUGUAAAAAAGUUGUAACAAUGUUUUGAUAAGCCUGGGUGUACUAUAUGUAAAGCGGGAUCUACGAGCCGCAGCACUCGAUUACCACGUGCAGUCUUAACUCAUGUCCCCAAUUGUGUAUACAUCAUCCCAGCUGGGAGGGUGUGUCCCAAGUAUGACCGCCACGCACUCUGUGUUCCCUGCAGUCGCCAUUGGUGAACAGAUCACCUUGCCGUGCGGUAGCUGCCGCCAUUGCCGAAAC